UUGGAGUUCCAGUGGGCCAGCGAGACAGGGUGGGCACGGAGCCUCCCAGGCUGGGGCAGUGGGCAUGGGCGGGGGCUGUGGCUGAAGACCACCCCCGCCCACUGCAGACCCCACGGGACUUCCACACCGCAGCUGCCAUGGCCACCAAUAAGGAACGACUUUUUGCAUCUGGUGCCCUUGGGCCUGGAUCUGGCUACCCAGGAGCAGGCUUCCCCUUCGCCUUUCCAGGGGCACUCAGGGGGUCUCCACCAUUCGAGAUGCUGAGCCCUAACUUCCGGGGCCUGGGCCAGCCUGACCUCCCCAAGGAGAUGGCUUCUCUGUCGGUGGAGACACAGAGCACAAGCUCAGAGGAGAUGGUUCCGAGCUCAGAGGAGAUGGUUCCCAGCUCGCCUUCGCCCCCACCACCUCCUCGGGUCUACAAGCCAUGCUUCGUGUGCAAUGACAAGUCCUCUGGUUACCACUAUGGGGUCAGCUCAUGUGAAGGUUGCAAGGGCUUCUUCCGACGAAGCAUCCAGAAGAACAUGGUGUACACGUGUCAUCGAGAUAAAAACUGUAUCAUCAACAAGGUGACCAGGAAUCGCUGCCAGUACUGCCGGUUACAAAAGUGCUUUGAAGUGGGCAUGUCCAAGGAAGCUGUGCGGAAUGACAGGAACAAGAAGAAGAAAGAGGUGAAGGAAGAAGGGUCACCGGACAGCUAUGAGCUGAGCCCACAGUUAGAAGAGCUUAUCACCAAGGUCAGCAAAGCCCAUCAGGAGACCUUCCCCUCGCUCUGCCAGCUGGGCAAGUACACCACGAACUCCAGUGCAGACCACCGUGUACAGCUGGAUCUGGGGCUGUGGGACAAAUUCAGUGAGCUGGCCACCAAGUGCAUCAUCAAAAUUGUGGAGUUUGCCAAGCGGUUGCCUGGUUUUACAGGGCUCAGCAUCGCUGACCAAAUCACUCUUCUCAAGGCUGCCUGCCUGGACAUCCUGAUGCUACGGAUCUGCACAAGGUACACCCCAGAGCAGGACACCAUGACAUUCUCCGAUGGGCUCACCCUGAACCGGACCCAGAUGCAUAAUGCUGGCUUCGGGCCUCUCACAGACCUCGUGUUUGCCUUUGCUGAGCAGCUGUUGCCACUGGAGAUGGAUGACACAGAGACGGGGCUGCUCAGUGCCAUCUGCCUCAUCUGUGGAGACCGCAUGGACCUGGAGGAACCUGAGAAGGUGGACAAGCUUCAGGAGCCACUGCUGGAAGCCUUGAGGCUAUACGCCCGGCGCCGACGGCCCAGCCAGCCCUACAUGUUCCCAAGGAUGCUCAUGAAGAUCACCGACCUCCGAGGCAUCAGCACCAAGGGUGCAGAAAGGGCCAUUACUUUGAAGAUGGAGAUUCCAGGCCCAAUGCCCCCGCUAAUCCGAGAAAUGCUGGAAAAUCCUGAAAUGUUUGAGGACGACUCCUCACAGCCUGGCUCCCACCCCAAGGCCUCCAGUGAAGAUGAGGCCCCCAGGAGCCAGAGCAAAGGAAGCCGGAGCCCCCAGCCUGACUAGGGCCCCUGACCUCCUCUGUGUGGGGUUGGGCUUCCGGCAGCAGACUGACCAUCUCCUGGACACCACCAGUGACUGGGGGAGGACCUGUUCUGCCUUCUCACCACCCUUCCAACAAGCUCCUUGUUUUGCCAAAGUUUCUGGGGGGCUGGUGCCUCCAUGUUCAUCCCUUCCUGCUCUGAUGGCUCUGCUCCUGUCCUGGGAGCCUGCCCUGCUUCCAUCAGGAGAAGGGACAGAGGAGUGAGCCUGGGUAUGAACUAUAAAAUCUCAUCACUGCCCCUCAGAUACCAGGGUCCCAGGUUCCCCAGGCUAGGAGGAAGGCCCUGUCAUCCCAUAGCCCCUUCCUCUGCUGGGUGCUUGGGCCUCUGGGAGCAAACAGGAACACUAGAGAUCAUAACGGGGGUCCAGGUGGGCUGAGCCCACCCUCUUGCCCCUGCCCUUGGUGCCUAAUGCUGUGUGAUGCAUCUACUGGUGCACGCUGCCCUUGUGCCCAGUUCUCACGCCAGGUGGGGGGGCAGGCUGGGCCCUGCAUUUCUGGAGUGACACUUGAGAAUGAAAAGGAUGCAGGUCCAUUCUGCACCUCUUUGCUGGGGUGCAGUGUUUACCCAUACCUUCCGUUAUAAGCCCCUCCCCCAGCAUUGUCAAGUGCCUUGGGCUCCUCCUGACCCCCAUCUCAGCCAUUGGGCAGGGACCCUCUACACUACAGAAGGGCCAAGGAUCCCUCUUCUCCUAGUGCCUUCCACCCUUAACCCCCAGAGCAGCUUGGCCCAGGAGGGGAGUUGCUGCUUAGCUGAUCCCACCCUGACCCAGAGGAAGCCUCUAUUUAUUUAUUAGCUUUUGUUUACACCCUGGAAUGACCCUUUCUCUAGGGGUCUUGGCAGGGGGGCCCCAGGACCUCUGUGACCCCUCCUUCCUCCAAUCCCCAGUUUGUAUUUAGCUGCCAAAUAAGAUUCCCGCUGGCUCCCCUUUUUCUCUGGGGGGUCAGGGUGCUGUCCCCGCCCCUCUGUUUACAUCUCCCCUCCGUCCCUCUGUAUCGCGUCUGCGUAUUGCUGAGUUUUCU
This is a messenger RNA of Fukomys damarensis (Damara mole-rat), 2583 nucleotides long. RefSeq names its product retinoic acid receptor gamma (gene Rarg). Gene Ontology annotation, cellular component: nucleus; transcription regulator complex. NCBI's taxonomy places the organism in Eukaryota, Metazoa, Chordata, Mammalia, Rodentia, Bathyergidae. The transcript is spliced from 8 exons. The record is from RefSeq and is a predicted model, not a curated record. Bases 138 to 1526 code for a protein of 462 amino acids. Gene Ontology annotation, biological process: regulation of transcription by RNA polymerase II; retinoic acid receptor signaling pathway; cellular response to corticotropin-releasing hormone stimulus. Gene Ontology annotation, molecular function: nuclear glucocorticoid receptor binding; zinc ion binding; RNA polymerase II cis-regulatory region sequence-specific DNA binding.